Messenger RNA from Schizosaccharomyces japonicus yFS275, 2593 nucleotides. RefSeq lists its product as hypothetical. Lineage: Eukaryota; Fungi; Ascomycota; Schizosaccharomycetes; Schizosaccharomycetales; Schizosaccharomycetaceae. Gene Ontology annotation, molecular function: molecular adaptor activity; guanyl-nucleotide exchange factor activity. The transcript is spliced from 2 exons. Gene Ontology annotation, biological process: positive regulation of TOR signaling. Bases 82 to 591 code for a protein of 169 amino acids. The record is from RefSeq and is a predicted model, not a curated record.
GAGGAAUGCUCGUGUCCUUCGCAACAUCCUUCCUUCGUCUGUACUACGAGAAGACGCGUCAAUUACUCGUCAAUAAACAUAAUGAUUAAGGCUAAACGAAUGUCCAAGCUCAUAGAGCAAAUAACUGAGCCUACACUGCCAACCGCCAUGCUGUUUACCACUUCUGGAGCUUUAGUGUCUUACGCUACUUAUAAUUGUCAAAACGAACCUAGAAAGCGUCUCGAAGAUGCUAAAAGAGCACGUUCUAUUGCUGCAUUGGCCGGCAACAUUUAUUCCCUUUAUUCUGGCGUGAAUCCUAGUCCUCUGGUGGCAGAGUCGACGGACGAUGUAAUUGCUCAUCAGCAAGAUAUCCUCUUCGAAACGAUUAUGGAAUUUGAGAACGGUAAACUGCUCAUUUCUGAGAUUGCAGAGACAAAUGUUGGUAGUCUGACUUCUUCCAACUCUUCCUUGUUACUCGGAAUUGUGGGUACGAAAGAAGCCAUGGAGGGAAUGAUGCAGCUUAAGUCAGAACGUCUGAAGGAGUUCUUGUCGGCGGAAUUGUCGGACAUAGAACAUAACACGACUGAAAGUGAUGCCUCUGUUCGAGAAUAAAUCCAAUUUUUAAGGCGCACAAGAAACUAAAGUACACAAAAUUCAUAUUUAAAACCCUCAACCAGGCUCUAUGUAUGCUAUCGGUAAUAAUGUUAUCCAAGAGGGUAUGCAGUAUUCAUGUUUAACAAGGAGAGCUUCAUUUUCAUGCAGCGGCGAUUUUCUUUGGUCGUUGAAGCUUGACAAGAAGCUCAUCGACAUUUUUAAAGUUGCUGUUCGUCUCAGCAAAAAGUUUAUGCCGGCGACCCAUUGAAUGCUGUUAUUGUUAGCUUCCGACCGUUUGAGUGUACUGCUGACCGAGGACGGUCCUUCUUACCAUUUCAAAGUCUUUAAAACGCUCACAACAGUUCUCGCAGUAACCAGACUUGUUCUCAAUUUUGACCUUUUUGUUGGCAAGCGGAUCUGCUGAAUAGGUUGGUGCAGGCUUACGCUGAUUGUUGCGUGCAAACAUGGCCUGUUCGAGACGGAAUUCUUUGUCCAAAGGUGACACGCUGCUUGAUGGGCCAGAGGUACCGCUUGGAACUGCCAGACUGGCUUGGUUUGGGCUCACAGGCGAUAUGAUGCAGUCGCCCAUAAUGCUGUUUACUACUUCCUGGCAAGCAGCACGAUUGGCUAUAAGCCUGUUGAACUCGUUAUUCUUACGCAGGAAUAUGCGUUGACGAAUGUCACGAGCUCGAUGGAAGCAAGUACCAACAUGCAACUCCUUUUUCCGUCCGGACAUGAAUGGACAGCGGCCUUGGCUGCUUGCAUUAAGUGUAGGCCAACUUGGGCCCGUCAUGGGACUGCCCUUCGGCCAUUCUCUGAGUGCCACUGGCUUGUAAUGCUGAACAAGAUCCCGAAUGCACAAGAAGUAAUCCUCAAAAUACGAAAUGUUUCGAGAGGGAAUGUACAACUCGUCUUCCGGCAUCAAAUACACUUUUUCGCCAUCAAGCAGUGCCUGCAAUGCGACGGCUGGUGUUUGUGUCAGUUUGUUUGGGUUCAGACGUGUAAAAAUGAGCCGGUUCAACAAUUCUGUACGAUUCGUUAGUGCAAUUCUUUCGUUGCAUACUGAGUGACUUACUGUCGAGUGACCAAAUCUUCGUUCCCAUUGCACGAGCCUUGGCAAGGAUAUCGUUUUUCGAGCAUUUUAACGAGUUGGUCCUGCGUGCCGUAAUGAAGUGAGAUAUGUUGGAACCAAACUUCGUUUCGACGGUCUACAUCAAAACGAAUUAGUAUGUGAUAUGUAAGAAUGAAGAGCUUGCAUGAAUACUACUUACCGCCCCCAUUUCCUGAAUCUUGGCACUCAGCUUCAUUUUAAUUUCUUCUUCGAUGUUGUCGAAGAAGAACACGAAGGAGGGAAAAGCCAUCCAGUAAUCUUGUUGCCAAAGAUGAAGCUUGGAGAUCUUGAUACUGGCUCUUGUUUCGGGCUCCCUUUUUUUUGAGAAGUCUUCGGCGGUAUCUUGGUUUUUAUAUGUUGCAGCGGCAGCGGCGGCAGCUGCUGCUGCCGCUGCUGCAUAUGUUUCUUUCUCCUGUUUGAUCUCCUUUUCGCUGCUUUUGGAGCUUACUGACUCGACUUGGUUUUGUUCGACAAUCCGUUCGAAAUUGGUAACAGAAGUUUUUCGCUGACCGACUAUUCCUGCAUCUCCAGCAAUGCUGUUGGAGUUUGUUUGCACACGAAGAGGCAGACGAUUGGGUUCCAUGAUGUUUUAACUCUAAAGAUGUUUUUAAAAGCCUCUUGUUCUUCGAUGAUUACGACUGUAAAAUCAAUUAGUGAAAUAACGUGAGACUGAUGGAAUUCGUGAGGAACGAAUGCAAAUCGGAUUCCUGGCUACUGCGCGAUUACUCACAAUUGAUUUUAUGUUACCAAUGGCAGGAAUGGCUUACCCUUUUAUACCCAGACCAUGUCCCAAUGUAAACAAAACGAAGUAUAAACGAAACUACGCGUGAGGUCAUAAAUGUGCGUCACGCGUGUUAGCGCGGUCGCGUCGCAACCCCGCACGAAAUUCCCCACACGCGAUAAAAGCUU